Molecule: messenger RNA, 2020 nt
Organism: Siniperca chuatsi (mandarin fish)
Lineage: Eukaryota; Metazoa; Chordata; Actinopteri; Centrarchiformes; Sinipercidae
Product: caprin-2-like
Exons: 6
Coding region: 16-792 (258 amino acids)
Molecular function (GO): protein binding
Source: RefSeq, a predicted model, not a curated record
AGGACGGAUCUCGCCAUGAUUGGAGACAAAGUCGACCUCUCUUUUAGCAGCAGGUGGACUUUGAUACUUCAGCAGAAGCCUGGCAGAGUAUGUCAGCGCUGUACAGCUCUCAGCAGGAAGAUGAGCUCCACCGAGAUACGUUCUGUUUUUGUUAUCGUGACGGUGUUGUGUGUAACCAGUUUGGUCGUAGCAGGCCCAGUGGAAUUGAUCCCCCGUCAGACAGCAGCCAGACAACAGGGGGGCGCAGUUCUUUUUUACGUUGCCCACCAGGGCCCGCUGAGAGAUAUCCAGUUCGACCCAAUAGUCUUUAACCAGGUAUUGGUGAACCAGGGCUCCGCCUAUAACAAUGACACAGGUGUGUUCAUUGCACCAAUCGCUGGCAUCUACCAGUUUGUGUUUGCUGCCCAGCUCUGCCGCGGAGACAAAAACAACAUAUGGUACUUCAUGGUCAACAGGGACCGGAGGAUGCUCUGCCAUGCUCAGGUGUCUGGUGGUGACACAACCCUUAACACCUGCUACUUAAUAGAGGAACUGAAGAAAGGUGACCAAGUGUGGGUAAGGCAGAAUGUGGGGAGUUGCGCCUGGGCCAGCACUAUCUCCAAAACCAUCACCUUCUCCGGAGUCCUGCUGGCAAGUGAGGGUGUGUCCACGCUGGGAGGGAAGUAUGGCUCUGGCAACUCCUGUCCACCGUCCAGCCUGGGCCGCAACAUGGUGUCCAGCUCUGCAGGCCAGAGUGCCGCUGUGUCUAGUGUGGCCAUCACUCUGCUGCUCUGCUGUCUCAUUUGGAAUUAAUCAUGGCAAAUUCAUAAAUAUCUAUAAUAUACAGUAUGUGCAUAUGCUUUUAUUUUAUUCUGAUUUAUAUUUUUAAGGGUUCUAGCUUGACGACUUGCUGAAAACCAUCAAACUUACAGCACAGCAGUUUUUCUGCGAUUUCUGAGUAAAUCCAUUUAUCCAGUCAUCCCCAAAUUUGCCAUGCAGUCAAGUCAAGUCUUGACUUUUUUUGGUCAUUUUGACAUCCUACAGCCUACUUCAAAUGUUUGUGGUCCUGACAUAAUCAAAUACAAAGAACUGCAUAAAUGCAACAAAACUUAGUUAGCUGCAUUAAUUUAGUUUUGGGCACUAGGGGGCAGAGGAACAAGCUUAAAGACACAGCUCAGACAGCUUGUCAUUGCUAACAUGUUAGCGAAUACGCGCCUAAACAUCCAGCAACAAAGCAACAUUAGCAUUCAUUUGAAGUUGUGUUUCUUGCGAUGAUUGCAAGUCCAAUAUGCACUAUACUUAUACCAACUCCUGAGAAAGAUAUCAGGCUCUUUAGCUGCCAUUUGACUUCGUUUGCCAGCUAGUUGCUAACUAACUGGUGAAACUAGUUGAGAAUGAAAUUGACUAUCAAUCUAAUGUCUGUAUGUUAAACCUGAUAUGAAAAAAAAAAUAGCCUGUUUACACAUCCAGCAGACACAGAGCAACAUUAGCAUUCAUUUGAAGUCAUGUCUCUUGUUACCUGGUGAACUUAGUUCCAAUAUUCAAUCUCUUUUAUCUCUGUUUUGGUCACCACCAACAUGAGGGAAAUAUCUGUCUCUUUAGCUGCUAAAUGCUUGACUAUGUUCACCAACUAGUCGCUCACUGUCUCUCUGCUAUUUGGUGCCGGGCAGGUGAUAUACAGUGGGCUUAUCAAAGCUUUUUAUUUUUUUUGCCUAAAAUAGCUGCCUGUUGCUGGAAACAGAGUUCUGUAAAACAAACAAUAAGGUAAUUAAGCUAAAGAGCUCAUUAGAAAACCAAGAGCUGCAGCUAGGGUUAUCAAUUUUCUGAGUGUUAGUCACAACCCCUUUUACAUUAUGUAACGUCAUUUGAUUCAAUAAUAAUAUAAAGAUAUUGAUUAAUACAGGUUUAAUGUUUGGGUUUAAAAGCACCCUGAUAUUUUAGGUUUCUUAAAUUAAUUUCCUAUUUCAAUUACUGUAUUGAUGUUGCCUGUGUGCCUUUGUCAUUCAAAUCUUGGGUUAAAUGAAAUCGAAUUUGUUUCUCA